Aspergillus tanneri is the source of this 654-nucleotide messenger RNA. RefSeq lists its product as uncharacterized. The coding region runs from base 1 to 654 and encodes 217 amino acids. The record is from RefSeq and is a predicted model, not a curated record. The transcript has 2 exons. Lineage: Eukaryota; Fungi; Ascomycota; Eurotiomycetes; Eurotiales; Aspergillaceae.
AUGGAGGACACUACCGAUAUCGAUAUUAUCGAUGAUUUUGUCCUUAAAUCUGCACACGAGGAAAUGGAGCGGGAUGGUUAUACCCGGUUCCCCCUCAGUAAUCCAGCGGGAGUUAUGAAAAUGGAACAAGACUGCGAAAAGAUCGAAAAAAUAACCACGCCAUCCUUCCAUUACUGUAAAUUGCCGGAUGCGGGAUUUCUGACGUCGGACCCAGAGGUCAGGCGUCACCUCGAAACCCGAUUUGGAAAAAAAGUCGAGGAGCUUAUAAUGCAGGGGCCCAGUAUGGUGGAGUGCGUCGCCGUUCCCGAGUCUGACCAGAAGUUGCCACUUGACUUCAUGACAGUACACCCCAUUCACACCCAUGAUGCGAUUUCCUUCUUUAUUCCGCUAACAGGAAAUGCCGACUGGGAUAACGGGUUGUUUGGGAUUUGUACUGGCUCCCAUCAUCAGAGUGUCGAGCAAUUUUACUGCCAGAAUGAACGAGAUAUUCACCGGAUUGUGGUUGAGCAAUACUGGGUCCUUCCAGUUGAAGGGGCGACCUUUGUUCAACCGUCGCCGAAUGGUGGUAUGAAGAUGAUUUGGGUGGGAUUUUCUUCCCAUCCAAUGGGGCCGUACAUCCAAUCGCCUUAUGCAUUUCCGUUCAUGAAAGUUUGA